Amoebophrya sp. A25 is the source of this 165-nucleotide messenger RNA. The record is from the annotation of a GenBank genome assembly. Lineage: Eukaryota; Dinophyceae; Syndiniales; Amoebophryaceae.
AAAUGACCGAAAUGGGUACGUCUCUGAGCCGAGAGAACAUGUGAGCGAUUACGACGUGGCUGUGACAGCCAUUUCAACGCGCGAGCGUAAAGAUGAAGACUCGGCCUUCUGUUUUUGCAGCGAUACUGCUGAAAUUUGGUCACGCGGCUUUUUGCUCGACGCGGG